Messenger RNA from Diplodia corticola, 1050 nucleotides. Its product is annotated as methyltransferase domain-containing protein. Gene Ontology annotation, molecular function: methyltransferase activity. The record is from RefSeq and is a predicted model, not a curated record. Lineage: Eukaryota; Fungi; Ascomycota; Dothideomycetes; Botryosphaeriales; Botryosphaeriaceae. The transcript is spliced from 6 exons. Bases 1 to 1050 code for a protein of 349 amino acids.
AUGAGCGAUCCCGUGCAACACGAGGUGAUUGAACUCGAUCCGGUACAGUCGACCGACCCCCUGAUGUACAUACGCGCUUGCAUUGCUUACACAGACAACCAGGAUGCCUUGGACGGACAAGAGUCAGCCCUGGGUGACGAUUCAGAGAGCUAUACCACGUCACUGAAGUCCAGCAUCCUCCAGUACAAGUACGAGAACGGGCGCAGGUACCAUGCCGACAUCAAAGACAAAUCGUACUGGAUGCCCAACGACGAGAAGGAGCUGGACCGGCUCGACCUCUACCACCACAUCGUCCUGCUCCGCUGCGACGGCAAGCUCCACCUGGCCCCGAUCGGCGAGAACCCCCAGCGCAUCCUCGACAUCGGCGCCGGGACCGGCAUCUGGGCCAUGGAGAUGGCCGAGGCCUACCCCUCGGCUGAGGUGGUCGGCAACGACCUGAGCCCGGUGCAGCCGUCCUUCGUGCCGCCGAACGUCAAGUUUGAAAUCGACGACGUGGAGGAGGAUUGGCUGUACAGCACGCCGUUCGACUACAUCCACUGCCGCUUCAUGGCGGGGUCUCUGAAGGACUGGCCGCGCCUGAUGCGACAAGCAUUCCAACACACCAAGCCGGGCGGCUGGGUCGAGUUCCAAGACUUCGAGAUGCGCUUCUACACGCACGGCGGCGACUUCUCGCCAGGGUCGCCGCUCGACCGGUGGUGCGACGAGCUGAUCGCGGGCAUCACCGCCGCCGGCUUCGACCCGGAGCCGGGCCCCAAGCUCGAAGGGUGGGUCGCGGCCGCGGGCUUCGCAAACGUCACGCACCGCCUGUUCCCCAUCCCGACCGGCACCUGGCCCCGGGACGCCGGGCUCAAGCGCAUCGGCGCCUUCGACCUCGUCCAGUUCCUCGAGGGCCUCGAGGCCAUCUCGAUGCGCACCAUGACGCAGCUGCGCGGGUGGACGGCCGACGAGGUGCAGGUGUUGCUGGCGAAGCUGCGUCUGGAGCUGAAGAACCCGAGGAUGAGGAUCCAGCAUAACAUGCAUGUGGUGUAUGCACAGAAACCCUUUGAGUGA